Podarcis muralis (Common wall lizard) is the source of this 1257-nucleotide messenger RNA. The record is from RefSeq and is a predicted model, not a curated record. Lineage: Eukaryota; Metazoa; Chordata; Lepidosauria; Squamata; Lacertidae.
CUGGGCUGAGGUCAUCUUUCUCUCUGAACGCCUGUCCUCCUCUGCAUACAACCGUCCGAAUGCCCUCUAUAGAUAUUAUGGACUCAAGCUGCGGGAUUCCAGGAGCGCAGAGACAGUCCACCAGUACCUGCACUUACUCCUGAGGUUGGCUCUCGAAGAGGAAGCAGACAGAGAGGGAAUUUCUGAGGCUAUCGGUGUGGCUUCAAGCACCCAUAUUUCCCAGGUGCUGAUGGCAGUGCGGGAUUUUGGCCGCGCAGCCAUUGCAAGGAAGACUCAGACGUCUGAGAAUACUAGCGAGACCAAUGCCAGCAUCACCGUCAUCCUUUGCUGCGGGCAAAUGGCAAUCGGGGCACGGCAGGAUGAGCUCCCCCUUUUUAUAGACCAGUUAACACAGGAGCUCCUCUUCCAAUUCCAGAACAGCAGGAAGAACGAGGAUUUGAAGAAGAGCUUUAUGAAGGCAGCAACUUUAACAACCAAGGCGCUUGUGCAGUCGAAUGUGGGACAUGUCACCUUCCCCCACAAAGAGGAGCUCACCUUCUGCAUCAUAGAGGUUAUCAGAGAGCAGCCAAUGGCAUCAAUCACCAACCUGCACGAGGCAAUGGAAAACAUCAUUCGCCUGACUGCCUUGAGACCAUACAUGGACCCUCUGACCCGCUCUCAGCUGGUACAAAAAAUCACCCAGAAGGUCUUCCAGUUGCCAUCCUUGCAGGUUAUGAAGAUCAAAGCUGGGAGCUCGGUCAAAGCAACACCGAGCCAGGACUGUUAUCAAGAAACCGUGUACAUCUGGCUCAACAUGCUCACCAGCUUGCUGUCAGAGGCCCCCUCUCUGAAGACGCUGCAGGAGAUAUUAGUGCACAUAAAAGGCUGGAUUGACUCCACAAAAAUCAGUGAGCGGCAAAGAGCAGUCAAGACCACCAACGCACUCCUGAAAUAUGUCUCCGAGCAUCUGGACUUUGAUGUGAGUGACCAAGGCUUAAUGCUGCAAUUUCAAAUCGUAUUGCGUUGGAAAGUUCAGGUGUGAACUAGAUGAAAGCUGUAUGGCAUGGCCAUCCCAGGGGAAGGUGCCAGCCAGUGCUAUUUUUCUAGAAAAAGAGGUGCCAGGACUCACCAUGAACUCACCUCCCUCAUUCUCUUAUAAUGGCAAUAGUGCCCACCUGAGAGGUGCCAGUGUUAGCUAUUUGCAGUAUAGUAGCACUGCAGAGAGCUUGCUGGGGAGACCAUGCGUUAAAAAGGGACUCAAAAAUAACUUAAACAAGG